UCUUCCUCCUCGAUCCAUUUCUCUCUUUCUCAGAGUCUUCAUCAUCAAAUCGUUCAUCUUCAUCCUCAAGAGAAGAAGACAAAAAAAAACAAAGAUGACAGAUCUCUAUGUUUCUCUAUACAUCUCAAACUAUUCUCCGACUCCGAUUCAAAAGGUCGUCUCUUUGGUCUCUCGAACCGGACGAGAUUUACAACGCUACGAUGCAACAGGGUAUCGUCAGGUCGUCGGAUGUAUACCGUACAGAUACAAGAACGAUGGAGAGAUUGAAGUUUUGUUGAUAAGUGCACAGAAGAAAGGGAAAGGGAUGUUAUUACCAAAAGGUGGUUGGGAGAUGGAUGAAUCAAUCGAAGAAGCAGCUUUGAGAGAGACGAUGGAGGAAGCUGGUGUAACGGGACACCUCGAAGAGACGCUUGGGAAGUGGCAAUACAAGAGCAAAAGGCAUAACAUGGUCCACGACGGGUUCAUGUUUCCUCUGCUCGUCAGCGAGCAGUUUGAGCAGUGGCCUGAGUCGGGAUUCAGACAAAGGAAGUGGGUUUGUUUGUCUGAAGCGAUUGACUUGUGUCAGAUUUGGUGGAUGAGGGAAGCUUUGGAAGUGUUCGUUGACCGGAAAUGUCUAUGAUGAACUUGGAUGGUUUGAUGUAUAAAGCAAAGACUUUUGAUUGUUUCUGAAGCUUUCAUGGGGGAGCUUUUGGAGGGCAGAUCAUGUUUAAGUCUUUUGAUUUGAUUUAUUCAUUUGUUAGAUAGGUAUCUAUUUAGACAGAAAGAUUCAUUCUAAUUGUUUGAAAUAAUGCUUGGCUUCCAUAUAAUCUGUAACUGUGUAUAUAAAUAAAUUGGAUCGUCAAUAUUUUUUAAA
Molecule: messenger RNA, 853 nt
Organism: Raphanus sativus (radish)
Lineage: Eukaryota; Viridiplantae; Streptophyta; Magnoliopsida; Brassicales; Brassicaceae
Product: nudix hydrolase 21, chloroplastic
Exons: 2
Coding region: 95-619 (174 amino acids)
Cellular component (GO): cytoplasm; nucleus
Molecular function (GO): pyrophosphatase activity
Source: RefSeq, a predicted model, not a curated record